Messenger RNA from Coccinella septempunctata (seven-spotted ladybird), 1918 nucleotides. It is a transcript of the gene eIF4A, whose product is annotated as eukaryotic initiation factor 4A-I. Gene Ontology annotation, molecular function: RNA binding; ATP binding; RNA helicase activity. Lineage: Eukaryota; Metazoa; Arthropoda; Insecta; Coleoptera; Coccinellidae. The record is from RefSeq and is a predicted model, not a curated record. The transcript is spliced from 3 exons. Bases 140 to 1405 code for a protein of 421 amino acids.
GAAUAUAGACGAAAUUUCUUAAUUAAUUAAUCUACAAAUUUCAAAGUACCGUGGCACGUCGGCGUAGUAAUACGGUCCAACCUUCAGGAAGAUUUGCCAUCCGACAGUCUUUCCGUUUGAGCACAGCUACUAGUGAAUCAUGUCGACACAGGAUAGGCGAGAUGAUUGGGAGAGAAAUGGAGGUGGUCCUGAAAAGGAUCCAGGCUUCAAAAGUGGAAGUGGAGGACCACCAGGAAUGGAACCUGAAGGUGAUAUCGAAACCAACUGGGAUGAAGUUGUUGAUAACUUCGAUGAUAUGAACCUCAAAGAAGAACUUUUGCGUGGAAUUUAUGCUUAUGGUUUUGAGAAACCUUCUGCUAUACAACAAAGAGCUAUUGUACCAUGCAUCAAAGGACAUGAUGUGAUUGCGCAGGCACAGUCUGGUACAGGCAAGACUGCUACUUUUUCUAUUUCUAUUCUGCAGCAAAUUGAAACCAACAGUCGAAACUGCCAAGCUUUAAUUUUGGCACCUACUAGGGAGCUUGCUCAACAAAUCCAAAAGGUCGUUAUAGCCUUAGGUGAUUUCAUGCAUGCUGAAUGCCAUGCUUGCAUUGGUGGAACCAAUGUUCGUGAAGACAUGAAGAAACUUGAAAGUGGGUCCCAUGUUGUAGUUGGUACUCCUGGUAGAGUCUUUGACAUGAUUACCCGCAGAGCUUUGAUCACAACCAACAUUAAGAUGUUUGUGUUAGACGAAGCUGAUGAAAUGUUGUCUCGUGGAUUCAAAGAUCAAAUCCAUGAUGUGUUCAAAAUGAUGCCAUCUGACGUUCAGGUCAUCUUGCUUUCGGCUACCAUGCCAAAAGAUGUAUUGGACGUUACCAAAUUGUUCAUGAGAAAUCCAGUCAGCAUUCUGGUGAAAAAAGAGGAAUUGACCCUGGAAGGUAUUAGGCAAUUCUUCAUUAAUGUGGAACGUGAAGACUGGAAACUUGAGACUUUGUGUGACUUGUACGAUACUCUUUCUAUCACGCAAGCUGUCAUCUUCUGUAAUACACGUCGCAAGGUAGAUUUCCUUACUGAGAAUAUGCACAAGAGGGACUUCACUGUUUCUGCCAUGCAUGGUGAUAUGGAGCAGAGAGAGCGUGAUGUUAUUAUGAGGCAAUUCAGAAGCGGAUCUUCCCGAGUUUUAAUCACCACUGAUCUUUUAGCUCGUGGUAUUGACGUACAGCAGGUUUCCCUGGUUAUCAAUUAUGACUUACCUUCAAAUAGAGAAAACUAUAUUCACAGGAUUGGUCGUGGAGGACGUUUUGGUCGUAAGGGCGUUGCUAUUAAUUUCAUAACUGACGAGGACAAACGUACACUGAACGACAUCGAACAACAUUAUAACACUAAAAUCGAUGAAAUGCCAAUGAAUGUGGCUGACCUAAUUUAAUUCGAGACGUGUUGAAUUGCUAUGAGUCCGACGUUGCCUAGAGUUUCCUAUGGUGUGAGUAUUAGCUGCCUGAUCGUGCCCUGACUGCGACCUUAUGCGAAUAUUGUGCGCCAUUUUGUCUCUUUAGGCUAGCGCCGAGUCCUGAGCUACACAGCCGUCAGAUAAACUUUUGAGUGUCUAAUUUUAUACUACAUUUGAGUUAAUCUAAUCGGUAGAUUGUCACUUAGUUUUAGUUUUCAUUAUUAGUGUGUAUUUAUAAUUAAAUAUUGUCAGUGUAUGGGGGCUGAAGGUAAGCCAGCUCGUCUGGCGGUUUGCAUCGGUUCCCUUUUAGUAGUACUUUCCUCUCGACAGAAUUGCUGUCUCUGUAGGGUCGUUAUUGGAUUCUGGAAAGGUUAUUAUAUUUUCAAACGUUGUAGAAGGGCGAAGAAGUCUACUUGUGAAACCGCCUUUUACCAUUGAUUGAUGUUUUUGUAUUAUUAUAAAUUGGAUAUUAAUAAAACUUAUGAUAAAUUU